CGGAGGGGCGCCGAUGGUGCGGCCUCAUGUCUAAGACGCUGCGGAGGAAGCGCCACUGGCUGAGCAAGGUGCAGGAGUGCGCCGUGUCCUGGGCGGGCGGCGGCGGCGCGACCCCCGACUGGCUGCGGGGCGGCGCCGAGCGCGGCGAGUUCCCCUACCUCGGGGCCCGCCUGCCCACGCCGGCCGAGCCCGCCGGCCCCGCCGCCGGCCCCCUGCUGCUCUCCGGGAAGCCCCCCGGCCCGGGCGACGUGCUGCUGGAGGUCAACGGCACCCCGGUCAGCGGCCUCACCCACCGGGACACCCUGGCCGUCGUCCGCCACUUCCGCGAGCCCGUGCGCCUCAAGACCGUGCGGCCAGGGAAAGUUAUCAACAAAGAUCUGCGUCACUACCUAAGCCUGCAGUUUCAGAAAGGCUCAAUAGAUCAUAAACUACAACAAGUGAUCAGAGACAAUCUUUACUUGAGAACCAUCCCUUGUACUACAAGAGCUCCACGAGAUGGGGAGGUCCCUGGGGUAGACUAUAAUUUCAUUCCAGUUGAGCAAUUUAAAGCAUUAGAAGAAAGUGGAGCCUUACUAGAAAGUGGAACAUAUGAUGGUAAUUUCUAUGGUACCCCCAAACCUCCGGCUGAGCCCAGUCCAUUUCAGCCUGAUCCAGUGGACCAAGUGCUUUUUGAUAAUGAUUUUGAUCCAGAAUCUCAAAGGAAAAGAACCACAUCAGUCAGCAAGAUGGAGAAAAUGGAUAGCUCUCUUCCUGAAGAAGAGGAGGAAGAAGAAAAGGAAGCAGUUAAUGGCAGCGGAGGCACAGAAAACAAAGAAAGACAUUUGGAUUCUUCUGACUGGAUGAAACCGGUACCUAGUUACAAUCAAACAAGCAGUUCCAUGGAUUUCAGAAACUAUUUAUCAAGGGAAGAAAAUUUAGAGCCUCUACCUAAGAACUGGGAAAUGGCCUACACAGACACCGGAAUGAUCUAUUUCAUUGAUCAUAACACCAAAACCACCACCUGGCUGGAUCCUCGUCUUUGUAAAAAAGCAAAAGCUCCAGAAGACUGUGAAGAUGGAGAACUUCCUUAUGGUUGGGAGAAAAUAGAAGACCCACAGUAUGGAACAUACUAUGUUGAUCACAUUAACCAGAAAACCCAGUUUGAAAAUCCAGUUUUGGAAGCCAAACGGAAAAAACAGUUGGGGCAAACUGAUGGAGGCCCUCAAAUUGCAGAACCAAUGAAAUCUCUCUUUACCCGAGACCCAUCCCAGUUAAUAGGAGCACUUAUACGGACAUCACUGAAAAAAAGCACUAUGGGAUUUGGCUUUACAAUCAUUGGUGGAGACAGGCCAGAUGAGUUCCUCCAGGUAAAGAAUGUGCUGAAAGAUGGACCUGCUGCACAAGAUGGCAAAAUUGCACCAGGAGAUGUCAUUGUAGACAUAAAUGGUAAAUGUGUCCUUGGCCACACCCAUGCUGAUGUUGUCCAGAUGUUUCAGUUAGUUCCUGUCAACCAGUAUGUGAAUAUGACUUUGUGUCGUGGAUACCCACUUCCUGAUGAAAAUGAGGACCGUGUUGUAGACAUUGUUACUGCUACACCUGUUUUAAAUGGUCAGCCAAUACCAAAAGGAGAUACUUGCAUGAUCAAUCAAGAGUUAAUACCUGGAACGGUGGUUUUGGACCAGAAUGGAAAACCUGGACAUAUUUUAGUCAAUGGUCGUCUAAAUGGCCCUUCAACGGACCUUGGUGAACAGAGGGCAUCAGUGUCUUCUUCAGGAUGCUCUCAGGCAGAACUGGUUACAAUUCCUCUAAUCAAGGGCCCUAAAGGGUUUGGAUUCGCAAUAGCUGACAGCCCUGCAGGGCAGAAGGUGAAGAUGAUUUUAGACAGCCAGUGGUGCCAUGGACUUCAGAAAGGAGAUAUUAUUAAAGAUAUUUAUCAUCAGAACGUGCAGAACUUGACACAUCUCCAGGUGGUAGAAGUGCUAAAGCAGUUUCCAAUUGGAGCUGAAGUGCCGCUUCUUAUCUUGAGGGGAGGCCCUUCCUCACCUGCUAAAUCUUCCAAUGUUGCAAGUAUUGAUAAUAAAAUGGAGGAAACUUCUGUAGGAAGUCAAGAGGCUAUCAAUGAUGCAGUUCCACAGCCCAUGCCCUUUCCACCCGCUGCUGUAAGAUCAGCGUCCCCAAAGCUAGACCCUUCAGAAGUCUAUCUGAAGUCUAAAACAUUAUUUGAAGAUAAACCUCCGAACACAAAGGAUUUGGAUGUUUUCCUGAGAAAGCAAGAGUCUGGGUUUGGCUUUCGGGUUCUUGGAGGAGAUGGACCAGAUCAGUCUAUCUACAUUGGAGCUAUCAUCCCACUGGGAGCAGCAGAGAAAGAUGGCAGACUGCGUGCUGCUGAUGAGCUUGUGUGCAUUGAUGGCAUCACCGUCAAAGGAAAAUCACAUAAGCAGGUUUUGGACUUAAUGACGAGUGCUGCACGAAAUGGCCAGGUGCUACUGACUGUCCGCAGAAAGAUCUUCUUCGGUGUAGAUAAGCAAUUGGAAGAAGAGUCUUCAUCCCAAGUUCCCAUCUCAUCCCAGAAUGGCUCUCCCCGGACAAAUCGAAUAGACCUAGCCAGGCAGUUCCCGGAGGCCUACGAUGUUGUACUGCAACGGAAGGAGAAUGAAGGAUUUGGCUUUGUAAUCCUUACUUCAAAAAACAAGCCACCACCUGGUGUGAUUCCGCAUAAGAUUGGCCGCGUCAUUGAAGGGAGUCCAGCUGAUCAUUGUGGGAAACUGAAGGUGGGAGACCGAAUCUCAGCAGUGAACGGGCAGUCAAUUGUAGAUCUUUCACAUGAAAAUAUUGUGCAACUGAUAAAAGAAGCCGGAAACUCUGUCACGCUCACUGUUGUUGCUGAGGAAGAGCACCGUGGCCCCCCAUCAGGAACAAAUUCUGCCAAACAAAGUCCAGCCCUGCAGCACCGACCAGUAGGAACAGGAACAGUCAGCUCUGUGACCACAGAGAGAGGUAAUAUAGAAGGUGAUCUUGGAAAAGAACAAAGCAACUGCUUCAAGCACUUCUCACCAUCAGAAAUCAGUGUAGCAUCUACCACAGGAAGCAAACAUUCUCAGAUUCCUGGAUGUUAUCCCGUAGAGCUGGAGCGAGGGCCUCGAGGCUUUGGAUUCAGCCUUCGGGGAGGGAAGGAGUAUAACAUGGGGCUUUUCAUUCUCCGACUCGCUGAGGAUGGCGCGGCCAUCAAAGAUGGAAGAAUUCAUAAGGAGGCAUCUCCACAGUCCAGCUCUGUCAGACCUUCAGAACGGGUUGGUGACCAGAUUGUUGAAAUCAAUGGGGAACCAACCCAAGGAAUCACCCAUACAAGAGCCAUUGAAUUGAUUCAGUCUGGAGGAAAUAAAGUUCUCCUGCUUUUGCGACCAGGAACUGGCUUAAUACCAGAUCAUGGUGAUCUGGAUAGUUUUAAUCCAACAUCCUCAAGUGUAAUUCAUGGUGAUCAGACACCACUUCCCUCAUCCUCACAUUCUGCUUCCACAUCUGAAGUAUCUCAUUUGCCAGGAUCAGAAGAAGCUUUAAUGAAAGUUCAGAUGACUGAAAAACUGGAAGAACUGAAGAACACUGUGCCUGAAAAGAAAAGCACUUUAAUGGAAAACCACUUGGAGAUGGAGAAUACAACCUCUACACAAAGGAACGUGAACAAGCGGGACCUCCCCUCCAGCCUCGGUAAUGAGGUGGCACAUAGUAAUGCACAGUUAGCAAAGGGCAAGGCAACCAGCAGAGGUAGAUCAACCAGCAGAGGCAGAUCAGCUAGUCCAAAAAAGUUAAGCAAUACUACUUCCAGAGACCAACAUCAAGUACAAAGCACCAGCCCUAGGAGGGGUGAACCUAAAAAACACCACAAGGGGUGGUGCUCAGAUCAACCAGAGAGUCCCAGAAGACACACAAACAAGCACCCAGGAACAUGUGAGAAUGCAGAUAUUGGAAGAGGCCCUGCCCGGGAAAAGAGAGGCAGAUCUGUCAGUCCCCAGAAACAUCCAAAGAAUGGGAGAAGCAGAGACAAACUAAAUAUGGAACAAGGGUUACCAGAACUUCAAAACAGAACACCUUCUAAUGAUAAAACCUCAGCUAUAUCACCAAAAGAUGAAAAAGCUGUAUUGGGAGAAUGGGGGGCUGUGAAGGAAAACAAAAAUCUAAAUAUAUCUACAAAGGAUGAGAAUUGUCCUUCAGAUGCUGCACAUACCAAGUCAGUAAAGCAAUCUCUCCCACCUUCUAAGGCUAAUCAAUUUAGGAAGAAAAAGUUGGAAGAUGAAAAAAUGAAGCCAAGCUUUGAAGAGUCAGACUCUAACCAGUUCCAAAUGGUAGGUCUUCCUGAAGAUUUAACACUUUCUGGGGAGAAAAACACUAGACUUGAUGCAGUAAAGCCUCUGAAUAAAUUCAGAGACAAUGACCUGGAGCCAGCUGACAAAACCAAAGAGGAUGGGAUUUCCAAAUCUGAGACUAGAUCUCCGGUGAAGAAAACAAUAACUCCUGGACCUUGGAAAGUACCAAGAGCAAGUAGAGUCACAGAAGCAGCGAGUGUGACUGACAAACGGGUUUGACUGACAAAACUUUUUUUAGAGCAUAUUUUAAUUAGGUUUCUAAUGUGGUCACAGUUUGUUUUCACAAAACUAUCAUUUUUCAGACACUGUGAUUGACCAGAUGAAAAGUACAUUUGAUUUGAUCAUACACUAAUAAGGCUGCAUGAAGGACCUUUUGGAUUGCAUAUAAGAAACUCUCUUCAAAAGCUGCUGUCCUUUUGUCCCUUUUAAAGAUUGUGUCCUGCUGCUCCUUAUGUUGCACUGCUAAGGCUUUCUGAUAGUAUUGUGAGUUAAUGAACAAAAUUAUUUAAUGCCUAUUAUCAGUGUAGUCAUGACUCAAUACUCGUUCUUUGUGCCAAGUUAUCUACUGUAUCCUGUUGAAUCUUCUCCUGCAUUUUCCACUGCCACAGAAAAGGAAGAUUUUUGUUUAAAGAUGAGUAUUUACUCAGGCAUGCUGCAUGUUUACAUAAGGGAUAUUUCUGAGUUCUCACCGCUUAAGCAAGAAGUUGGGUGGGCUGGUUCUCUUGGCUCUUUGGAAUCAGGGAGCAAACACACCCCAAUAGCUUUUUCCCCCACAAAUCUUUGUCCUCAAAACCAUUCUGUGCCAGCAAAGUAAGUCUGAGCAAGAAGUGCCGCUUUCUGCAUAUUUAAUGUUUUCAUUUUACUUUAUAAUACCCAUUUUGAUUCAGUUGUU
Messenger RNA from Euleptes europaea (tarantolino), 5232 nucleotides. It is a transcript of the gene MAGI3, whose product is annotated as membrane associated guanylate kinase, WW and PDZ domain containing 3. NCBI's taxonomy places the organism in Eukaryota, Metazoa, Chordata, Lepidosauria, Squamata, Sphaerodactylidae. The record is from RefSeq and is a predicted model, not a curated record. Gene Ontology annotation, cellular component: cytoplasm. Gene Ontology annotation, biological process: signal transduction. The transcript has 22 exons. Gene Ontology annotation, molecular function: protein binding. The coding region runs from base 27 to 4559 and encodes 1510 amino acids.